Messenger RNA from Aureobasidium musti, 885 nucleotides. The record is from the annotation of a GenBank genome assembly. NCBI's taxonomy places the organism in Eukaryota, Fungi, Ascomycota, Dothideomycetes, Dothideales, Saccotheciaceae.
AUGUCGACCGCUGGCUGGAGUGAAUGCAAUCUGCGAGAAUGCAGUAUCGAGCAAAGUCUUUUCCAGUAUCGACCGAAUCUCGCAGCAAACAGUAUCUUCAUCACUUUGUUCGGUAUCAGCGGCGUCAUCCAUAUAGCCCAAGGACUAUGGUACAAGCAACGUACAUUUGCCAUCCUGAUGCUGCUUGGAUGUAUCUGCGAGAUGAUAGGCUAUGGAGGCCGUAUAAUCAUGUACAAGGAUCCCUGGGAUUUCAAUGGUUUCAUCAUGCAAAUCGUUUGCAUCACAAUGGCUCCAGUGUUCAUGACGGCAGCUAUCUACGUUACAUUAUAUCGCUCUAUCCUCCAGCUUUCACCAUCCUCGGCCAGUUUCAAACCAGCGCUCUAUUACCAGAUCUUCAUUCCUUGCGACAUCAUCUCUCUAGUACUCCAAGCUGUUGGAGGCGCAAUGUCCUCUGAGUCCGAUGGUUCAUCCAAAGCUGGAGUGAAUAUUGGAUUGGCUGGUCUUGCCUUCCAGGUCUUUACCCUCCUCGUUUUCAUCGUCCUGGCUGUUCAAUACGGCUUCCGAUACUGGAAGGACUGUAAAAGUGGUCGGGUCAAGAGUUCAGGUCUGGAUGGAAGAUUCAAGUUCUUCCUGAUUUGCCUGAGCGUGUCCGUUGUGCUCAUCUUCAUUAGAUGUGCAUACCGUAUAUAUGAGUUGAGCGACGGGUAUAGCGGAUCAGCCCUUCAUGAUCAAGGUUUAUUCAUUGCUCUGGAAAGCGUUAUGAUCACGGCAGCUACAUUGUUGCUAAACAUUGGCCAUCCUGGCUUGGUGUUCGAUCCACGCCGAAAGCCGGCCAUCUCGGCUGAUGAACGCGCUUACUCCUAUAGUAGCGACGAGAGAAAAUGA